AUGUAUCUCUUCUUGGCGUUAACGGCCAGCUUUGCUGGGCUCUCCUUGGCAGCCAUCUUCAGACAACCAGCACAUGUACCAGAAAACAUGCAAGAGACGUGUACAAUGAAGCUUGAUCGAGGUGAUGGCUGCUGUCCAAGGCCGAACAACACGAUUAGAUACUUCUUCGAUCCGGAACUAGAGCAAUGUUUUCCCUAUCUUUACGAAGGAUGUGGUGGUGGGCGGAACACUUUCUACACAGAAUUCGAAUGCAGAACUAUCUGCAUUCCAGGUUUGUUCCCUUCGAAGGCAUUCUCAAAUAUUUUACCCUCCUAG
Molecule: messenger RNA, 315 nt
Organism: Cooperia oncophora
Lineage: Eukaryota; Metazoa; Nematoda; Chromadorea; Rhabditida; Trichostrongylidae
Source: the annotation of a GenBank genome assembly